CAGAAGAAAUGGUGACACCGCUAUGAUUUAAACCCUGUUGCCUUUGAGCUUUUUAUCCUGCGAUGAAUUGAGACAAAAACUGACAAAACUGACAACGGGGCGAACAUAGGGUCCGGGGCUGAGUCGGAAAGAGGUCGCCGAAUCCAUCCCCUAGGUAGAUCAACGAUCAGCCCAACUGGCGACUGGCGAUAACUGCAAAUGCAAGAAGACCCAUCUAUCACCCCAAAUACCAGGAAAUAGGACGCCCGCCAGUCUUACGUAGACACAUAAGCAGCAAGACAGAGCACAUGAACAUGACGUACUAAUAGUAUACUGUAUUGACUCGUAUAAUGAAAUUUAUACUCACCACAGACUUGCUGGCGUCCUGGGCGCGCCUCGCUACCUUUCAAGGCUAUCAAUAUCAGCCCCAUUAUCGUCCAGGGAAAAGCUAUGACUCUUCUUCUUUUUUUUUUUCUUUCUCUUUCCUCUCUUUCCCCAUCAGCCGUGAGACCGACGGCCUGUUCCAGAAAUGGUCAGAAAGGGUGGGGAGAGGAGAGAUUUCUUCAUCGCUUUCCGUCCUCCGGCCGGCAACGGUACUUUCCCAGAACAUACACUUGUACCGCCUGUGCAUUUAUCCCUUGUGACAGGCAUUCCAUUGGGCAUGCCAUGUCAGUGACGAGGUUGUUGCGGAGCAAGCUGAUUGGAUGCACCCUUUAUGGACAAUUGCCUGAUUGGUUAAAGAGAAAAGUUUCUACCGAGUUGAUAAUCUGGCUAACAAAACCCGUGGACGAUUGAAUAUGCGUGCGUAUCGGUGGCCAAGAUGGUUUAUGGAUCCCCUUGCCGCCCCAAAAAGUACUCGUCCGAAAAGCCUCGACGCUGGGCAUCAUCGGGCUUUGGAUAGACGAGCGGGAGCCAUGUAAUGUAGCCAUGAGCCAUGUUCUACCUCAUUUGUCACGGUCUGGGUCCAACCAAGCAGCACUGGCCAGACGCCCCCCCGAGAG
Daldinia vernicosa is the source of this 980-nucleotide messenger RNA. RefSeq lists its product as uncharacterized. The coding region runs from base 430 to 774 and encodes 114 amino acids. The record is from RefSeq and is a predicted model, not a curated record. The transcript has a single exon. NCBI's taxonomy places the organism in Eukaryota, Fungi, Ascomycota, Sordariomycetes, Xylariales, Hypoxylaceae.